Messenger RNA from Iphiclides podalirius (scarce swallowtail), 636 nucleotides. Lineage: Eukaryota; Metazoa; Arthropoda; Insecta; Lepidoptera; Papilionidae. The record is from the annotation of a GenBank genome assembly.
AUGUCCACGAUUUCGGCAAAAUCGGAUGUAGCGGGCAACACCGUCCGCCUGUCAGUGUCACUGAUACAGAGCGCGAAGCGCGGGCAGCGCCCCGGCACAGAUUAUAUAUUCGGCCAGCGCUGUGGCGUUGCGGUGGUAAUGGUGGUGGUGGUGGUGGUGGUGGUGGUGACCCUCAGCAGCGCGGGACGUCGCUGGUGGCGGGCCCGCCCUCGCAUCACCGCGACGGGCACGAGCUGGCGGCGGACUUGCCACUCAGGCACGAGAAGCCGCUGGUGGCGGACUGCAGGCUCGACAUGGAGCCCCUGCAAGCGGCCGGUGGCAACGAGCGGUGUCGGCCCAAUGGCAACCGGCCAUACGGGCCACUGCGCCUAUUGCGGGUUCGAUCCCCGCACGGUCUGGCCACGCACGUACCUGGUGGGGUGGCGGUGGGGAGGUCUAAGCCUACUCGUCAUUUCGACCCCGGAGCGUUGCCUUCACUUCGAGGACCUAAAACCACGCACCGAAUUCCAUCCACGUCAAGAGCGAGGGCUAGUUUCCAACCGUGAAUCGGUAAGACCAGACCAUCCAGGGGACUCGCAAGUGCAGAGCAAGAGGCACUUGGGUGUGGGAUUGUGCCACGGAUGUUACGUCACGACA